AGCCAAACUUGGCACACACCUUAUGCAAAGCUGCCUGACUCACGAUCAAAUGUUCACUUUGUUCUAGUCGACAGGAUAGAGUGUGGAACCCAUGUGAGAUGAUGUCUCCCUUGGCAAAACCGGACGGUGAUCCUGUGUUCAAGAACUUUCUUUGCAGGCUCAUGAGGGAAGUGUACAGAGCUGGAGAGCCCACUGACUUGAAUGAAAAUCUCUACUAUGCCAAAAUCAAGCUGUCUAGACCAGCUAUAGCUGAUAUUCAGUCGUUUCUGAUGGGAGAAGACAACUGGAGGACAGGGGCUCUGGAUGAUGCUCUCAGUGGCAUGCUGGUGGAAGUUAAACCUCAAAGUUUACUCACCAGAGUGGCAUAUACUGUUGGAGUGGAUCUUGAACCAUUGUUCCAAACUGGGUUCUUUUUCAUGAUUGGCUUACUUUUUAUCUGCUUCGACCAGAGGCCAAGAGUCUCCUGGUUCAAGAUGUUCGGCACAAUAUUUGCCUUCUCCUUUAUUGUCAGUAUUCCUUGGAACUGGCUGUAUCUGUACAAGGAGGCCUUUGCGAAGCACCAGAGCAAUAUCAUGAAGAUGGAAAAAUUAUAUUUAAAAUGCGUGGGACAAAAGGAAAUUAGCUGGAUACAAAGUCUUAUAGAGUGGUACAGAAUCACCUGGACUCUUCAACCCGACCCUUGUGAGGAAUACAUGAAACUCAUCCUAAUUAAUCCCAUACUUGAGGUACCUCCAAUUAAGGCAGUGACGUAUACCUUCAGAACCUUCCUGAUAGAGCCUCUGGCGGCCUUAGGAGAAGGAAUAGGUGUUUUUUUUCGAGCACUCCUCAAAGAUCUACCGGUUACCCUCUGGAUACCAGUCCUCAUCACAGUCGCAGCAUGGAUUCUGGUAAUUCCUUUUGGAGGCUUGCCAGCGAUUUUUAGAAACAAUGUCAGACAUUUUCUACCCUGGAGGGGAGGGAAUUUACCGGAUAAUGCACAAGCACCUAUUCAACACCAAAAUGACAAUCUGCAUCUAGAAUAGAGUGACAUUGAUCAAAAUUAACCCAGGACCAAGCAACAGCCCAAUAUCCAGAUUCUAAGAAGUGUUGACCUUUUGCAAAGGGAGGAGACAGACAUCGAAGUGUGCCAGGGUAGCUCUGAUGAGGAGAAGAAUAUCUUUACUAUCAACUUUGAAGACCAGCCAGAGACACAGGAAGAGGUCAAAAGAAAGAGGGCUGUGACUACAAAAAACCAACCAAAGGCCAGUCAGUCUGAAUUAUAUUUGCAAGCAAAGAAUAAACAGAUAAAAACAGACAUGAAGGUUUCUCAUGAUGAACCUUGCAGAGAUGGUGGCUCCUUUUGGAGGCUUGCCAACUGUUUUUAAUAACUACUUCAGACAUUUUCUACCCUGGAGGGAAGGGAAUUUACCUGUUAAUGCACAAACACCUGUCCAACAUCAAGAUGACAACCUGAGGUUAGAACAGAAUGACAUUCAUCAAAGACAACCCAACAGAACCAGGCUAGAGCCCAAUGUACAGAUUCUAGGAAGCGCUGACCUUUCGCAAAGUGAGGAGACAGAUGUCGAUGAGCAGCAGGAGAGCUCGGAUGAGGAGAGGAAUACAAAUAUACUCAACUCUGAAGACCAGCAGAUGACACCGAAGAAGGCCAAAAAGAAGAGAGCUAUGAUUACAGCAAACCAACCAAAGGCCAGUAAGUCUGAAAUAGAUUUACAAGCAAAGAAUAAACAGAUAAAAACAGACAAGAAAGUUUCUCAUGAUGAACCUUGCAGAGAUGGUGCAGCAACCUCACCUCUGCCAUAGGGGAGUUUUAAAUGUUGUGUUUUGACAGUAUGUGGAAAAAUGGGACAUGUUUCUGUGAAUCUACCCAUGCCUGAUCCAAGACUUCAGCAGGAGAACAGAGGUCCCCAGCAUCCUUGAGAUUCAUUGAAAUGGAUGCUGCUCAGCAGACAAACAACUCUAAUGGAUUAGAAAUUUUUACCUAUGGCAGCAAGUUUAGCAACAUCUGUAUAUACUAAUUACGUGAUAGACUUACUGACUUUCAAAAUGUAUUAAAUAAGAAACACUAGAUCUAAAUUAAGUUGUGCCAACAUAGGCAGUGCAAAUUAUCGUGUGGUCUGCAGGGGUGUGGCUGUGUUGAGAAUGUGUUGAUUGUAUCAGGAGGAUGUUGGUUUCAUUGUUUUUAUGUUGAACUGAUUUAAUUUAGGCUACCUAUUUCACUGUGUUUUCAUAUUUUUGCUAUAAUCAUGGUGUUGGAGUUUUAAUUCGAAUGGGAUCACAAUACUUUAUGUUGAUAUUUUUAGCAUCUUGUUCCCAUUAAACAUAUUUACAAUUUUUUAAAUUUGAAAAAUACUUCUUUUUUAAGAAAUUAAUAUGCUUUUAAAGCUUAACAGGUGUGCUUUUUGGAUCCUUUACAGCCAUCACCCUCUUUUGUGACACGUUAUGCCUCCACCAACACCCAUGCACACCCAAUACAAAUAUAAGACAUGCAAAGGAAUCGUGCCUCUUUUUUGUUUUCACUAACAGUUUUAAACAAUCUGUUAUCAGAAACAAAUUUAGAUAAAAGGCUGCAAGUUAAAAAAUGACUUUAGAAUCAUUACACUGUUGCUAGGUUUAGCCAUAUUAUUAUUUUUUUGUUCUUUUUUGGGUAUAUUUAAUUUGUGGCACUUUCUUUUGUCAAGCUCAUGCUUUCCUGCAGUAAGUGCAAUAUCACCCAAGUGAAAAACUGCCACAGCCGGGUGAGACAUUAAUAUUUCUGGAUUGAGAUUCUUUAAGGACAUUUUGGACUUUGACGUUGAAGUUUAAUGAUUUAUUGUAUUUUACGCUUAAAACUCCUAUCGUUUAUUGCUGCCACAUGUGUUGGCAAUAGGGGCCCAGGCUUUAUUUUCUCUUGCAGAAUCUGCCUGACCCUCCUGUUUAAAAAGAGUUUGAAGUUGGGACAGACAUUCAUGUAUUUGUAAAAUGAGCUGGGUUUUUAUAUAGACUUCUACCGUAAAACCCUUUACACACAAAUAUGUAUUUGGAAAAUUUACCAGGUCUGAGGUCUGCUUCUCAAAAGCAGAAUUUGGAAAUCCAGGAUAAGAAGUAAAGCUAGGCUUGACGUGUCGUGAUUAGUGCAUCCUGGCUUUGUCUGUUUCUCGAAGGCCAAUCCAGGCACAAGAGGUGUGACUAUGUCAAGCCAAGUUUAAGGAAUUCAGGUAAAUGCCUUUGGAAGACAGUGUUCACCUCAUAUCAGUUUCUAAUACUGGCAUUAAUAAUGAAUACAAAGAUUGUUUGUAUUUAAGACAUUGAGCAUAGACUCUAAAACAAAUUUAAAGAAGUUAAUGUAGGAUACCUGAUUUGCAAUUAAAUUACCUAUUCAUUAAAAAAUACAUCAAAUAACAUAACAUUAUUUACCUUAACAGUUGUUGAGUCACUGAGCUUUAUGGUUUGUAUAGUUUUUUUCUUCUUUUUAGGGCUAUAGGAAUGCAUAUUUGUGCACUUAAAGGGAAAUAUGUUUGUUCUGUCAGCAAAACAGCAGCCACUAUAGUCACAGACCUCUGUGGAAAAUGGUGCAACACCGGACUUUAUUGACAAUACCUUUGCUUCUUUAUCAGCCAUUUCUCUAAUCUCUUUAACACAGUCCACUGAAGGCCUUUCUGUUAAAUGUGGAACAUCAGCGUUCAAAUACACAUUUCAAUAGUAACACUGCCCUCAAGGAUAAUUAUAAAGUUAAUAAUGGUAUAGGCUACCAUCAUAAUGUUAAAUAGUACAUGACUAAAUGCUAAUAUGUAUCAAGAGUAUUUUAAUGCAGGCUGAUAAAAAAAAAUACCAAAACACACAUAUAAGAAAAUGGAAUCACUGACAAAACACAUUGGUGUCUGAUCGGUGCGACCAGUGAGUGAACAGAGAAGGCACCAGCAAUAAUUAAGCCUGGCUGUUAGCCUGGUCUGGAGCAGGCUAGCUUCACAGAAUAAAUCAACAUGGUAACUUAUGUGCUUUGUAACUUUGUGAAACCGAGCCAAGGCUUGAGUCAGCCAGGAUAUCUGGAAAAUCCUGGCUUAAUCCUCCAUCUUGGUUCUGUGAAACAGCCCACAUAUUGGUAAAGUAUGUUAUGCCCAGGGAUAUCUUGAUCUGAAUCCAUUGAUCAAAACUUAACUAAGAAUGAUGACUUAUUUUAUUUCCAUGCAAUCACAAGUCAAGCAAGGCCAAGGAGGCCUGACCAAUGGCAGGUAGCCUACUAGACAAGGAAGUAAUGAAGCACCCUGUAUGUACCUAUCAUCAGUGGCGGCUGACCCAUAGGGGGCACUCGGGCGCUGCCCUCCCUAGAUGUGGAGGGGAAAAGUCAAAAUAUAUUUAGAUUUCAAAAGUAUUAUUAA
Molecule: messenger RNA, 4355 nt
Organism: Fundulus heteroclitus (mummichog)
Lineage: Eukaryota; Metazoa; Chordata; Actinopteri; Cyprinodontiformes; Fundulidae
Product: chloride channel CLIC-like protein 1
Exons: 8
Coding region: 99-1022 (307 amino acids)
Cellular component (GO): membrane; endoplasmic reticulum
Molecular function (GO): chloride channel activity
Source: RefSeq, a predicted model, not a curated record